Messenger RNA from Lagenorhynchus albirostris (white-beaked dolphin), 2777 nucleotides. RefSeq names its product BRO1 domain and CAAX motif containing (gene BROX). The coding region runs from base 446 to 1681 and encodes 411 amino acids. The record is from RefSeq and is a predicted model, not a curated record. The transcript has 14 exons. Lineage: Eukaryota; Metazoa; Chordata; Mammalia; Artiodactyla; Delphinidae.
CGGCCGCCAUUGUUAUUGCGGCAUUCUUCCUCGGGGUGGGAGGCCCGGCCAUCUCUGCUCUUUGUCUCUGGAGGAGACCGUAGCUCAAGAGGGAAGACUGUGGAGGAAUAUCUAAGAAAGGGCUGAGGAACGGAGUGUUUUAAGGGGACUGCGACAACGCGGGAGCCUCAACCCAAGAGCGGCGCGCACUGCCGCCUCGGUAGCUGUCAUGGCCGCCCUGACCACGUGAUCGGCUCCCGCAGGCCUGGUUUCCGUCGCUCAAGUUCGGUAAUCCGGGCUUUGCGACUCCCUCCCUUUCUCGUUUGCGGACUCGGACACUGCCUUUCUUCCCUCUGGAGGGGUGCUGUACAGACAUCGAGAAAUCCGGUGGCAGCCUCGAUCCGACUGUUGUGCUGGUGGCUUCAACGGCACCCUUCCUUGCACCUGCAGGAAACACCUGGAGAGAAUGACACAUUGGUUUCAUAGGAACCCAUUAAAAGCCACAGCUCCUGUCCCUUUUAACUAUUAUGGCGUAGUCACUGGCCCUGCUGCUUCAAAAAUUUGCAGUGACUUGAGAUCAUCUAGAGCACGACUGCUUGAAUUGUUCACUGAUUUGAACUGUAAUCCACAAAUGAUGAAGAAUGCAGCAGAUUCAUAUUUUUCACUUUUACAAGGUUUCAUUAACUCAUUGGAUGAAUCUACCCAAGAAAGCAAGUUACGAUAUAUUCAAAAUUUCAAGUGGACUGAUACAUUACAGGGACAGGUUCCAAGUGCCCAGCAGGAUGCUGUUUUUGAAUUAAUUUCCAUGGGAUUUAAUGUAGCUUUAUGGUAUACCAAAUAUGCUUCAAGACUGGCUGGCAAAGAAAACAUAACAGAGGAUGAAGCAAAAGAAGUCCAUCGAAGCUUAAAAAUUGCAGCUGGGAUUUUUAAACAUUUAAAGGAAAGUCAUAUCCCAAAAUUAAUUACACCCGCAGAAAAGGGGAGGGAUUUAGAGGCACGACUCAUAGAAGCUUACAUUAUCCAAUGUCAAGCUGAAGCUCAAGAAGUAACAAUUGCUCGAGCAAUUGAACUGAAACAUGCUCCUGUACUAAUUGCUGCCCUGGCAUAUGAAACAGCCAAUUUCUAUCAAAAAGCUGAUCAUGCUUUAUCCAGUUUGGAGCCUGCAUACUCUGCUAAAUGGAGAAAAUAUCUUCACUUGAAAAUGUGUUUCUACACAGCUUAUGCUUAUUGUUAUCAUGGUCAGACUUUGUUGGCUAGUGAUAAAUGUGGUGAAGCAAUCAGGUCUCUUCAAGAGGCAGAAAAAUUUUAUGCAAAGGCAGAAGCAUUAUGCAAAGAAUAUGGAGAAACCAAAGGCCCUGGACCAACAGUCAAACCUUCAGGACACUUGUUCUUUAGGAAACUUGGAAAUCUUGUGAAGAACACCCUUGAAAAAUGUCAGAGAGAAAAUGGAUUUAUUUACUUUCAAAAAGUUCCAACAGAAGCCCCACAACUGGAACUCAAAGCAGUUUAUGGUCUCGUAGAACCUGUACCUUUCGAAUUUCCUCCUACAAGUGUGCACUGGACACCAGAAACAUUGGCUGCUUUUGAUCUCACCCAAAGACCCAAGGAUGACAGUGCUAAACCCAAACCAGAAGAAGUGGUGAAACCUAUGAAAGAACCAGAUAUCAAACCUCAGAAGGACACUGGGUGCUACAUCUCCUAAAAUACAUUGAUACAGUGUGCACUUUGAAUUUUCUUCCAGAUAAGAUAAACCAUGGAACUUCAUCUUUCUUGAAAUGAUUUCUCUGAAGCCUAUAGAUUAAUUUAGUACAUUCAGAGGGAAUCUGCCUUCAGUUUAUUUGUUCUUGAUUUUUAACACAGUGGAAGUGUUUCAUGCUUUGUUUCCGAACUCCUUUUUAAUCAGGACAACCUGUGAAAAAUUUUUAUUGUGCUUCUAAAGGGCAUAUUUGGGGGUUGGGUUUUUCUUCCUGAACUCUGGGUAGUAGUAAGUUUCAGGUUAAUACACUACAGGCCAGAAUCAUGUGGUUUCAGGUGUGUUUUUCUAUCUUCACAAAAAAAAGUUUAUUCCUCUUAUUUGAUACCAGAAGAAUGACAGGAGUCAGUUUUUAACAGACAAGGUUUUUUACCCCUCUCUGAUAUGUCAGUUGUAGCACAGACUUGUUAUCUUCUGUGUCAGUUACCUUUUCUGGUUGGGGGAAAAAAAUCACUUUUAGUUAAAGAUCAAAAAAUCUUCAUACCAAAUCCCUUAUACAUGUUAGAAUCUAUAAUUUACUUAGAAAUCAGUGUUUAUAGGUAUGUUGAGACCAUUUAAGAGCUUACUCUUAUGCUGAUAGCCCUGUACUUCAUUUCAGACUCAGUAAGCAAACCUACAAUAUUUUUUAAAGUACUUUUUUCUAAUGGAUUUUUUACUUAGGGGACAGAACUUGGUAACAGCUCUUAGUAUUUGUGUGAGAAGACAGUGAAAAUGUUUUUGCAGAAGUCAAAUAAUGCAUGAUGAAAAGAAAGAACUUUAAGCCUAAACAAGAUCGGUUGUCCUGAAUUACACUGGUAAAUCUCUACUACUUUGUUACAGAAUUUAGAGUAAAAUGCCUUUGUUAACCUGAUUUCAGUGUACAUGGUUUUUAUAUAGUUUUCUAAAACACUUAUCCUGUCAGAAUUGUAUUGCUUUAGGCCAAAGGCCAUAGCAGAAACUUAAGAGAGCAAACAGGUACAGUAUAUCUUAAAAAUACCUUGUAAUAUUUGAAAUAGUUUAGUAUAUACACAAACCUGGGAAAUAGUGGAUUCAUAAUACAUACAUA